Molecule: messenger RNA, 543 nt
Organism: Pygocentrus nattereri (red-bellied piranha)
Lineage: Eukaryota; Metazoa; Chordata; Actinopteri; Characiformes; Serrasalmidae
Exons: 3
Coding region: 1-543 (180 amino acids)
Source: RefSeq, a predicted model, not a curated record
AUGUUUACAACUGCUCGUUCAGAGAGAUCCAGAGCGACCCGCAAACGCUCCCUCCGAGCCGCCGUGGGGCCUUUUCCGCGCUCGGUAUGGAUCCACCCACACGCUCCGGAGGACGAGCUGGACCGAGUCUGCUUCAAAAUAUGGAAGCGCUCGGUUUGGGCCAAACGACACAUCUGGCCACACUUAGCUGAAAACGCUCACAGGUUCGCGGAUGAUCCGCUCAUGGAGAACCAGAGUGAUGGCUCACCAGCAGCGGUAAUGAGGCAGCAUGAGAUAGAUGAGGUUAGCCUGAUGGUCCAGAGAGAGAUGGCUCACACACUUCAGCAGGAGCAUCCUUUUCAGACCACUGAUGGUGACUGCUGUUCCCUUGGUGAUGGCCCUGACCAUUCAGAGGCAAUCAUAAGCAGAGAAGAGGCACAAAGAAGAAUAAUCGAAAAGUUCCUGAAGGACGUCCUCAUCACUAAUCGGGAAAAAAAGAUGAAGGAGGUUGCAAAAGACAGACACUUGAUGACCUGCCCCCUCCAAAACCACAGCGGGAACUGA